This is a messenger RNA of Saccostrea cuccullata (small rock oyster), 2536 nucleotides long. RefSeq lists its product as uncharacterized. The record is from RefSeq and is a predicted model, not a curated record. NCBI's taxonomy places the organism in Eukaryota, Metazoa, Mollusca, Bivalvia, Ostreida, Ostreidae. The transcript has 2 exons. The coding region runs from base 986 to 2500 and encodes 504 amino acids.
UAAAUCUUAUCGUUUCAAUUGACGAUAAGUAAUUCAAAAAUAAGAAUGGAACGUGUAAAGAUUUCCUAAUUCAAUCCGAUAGUUUACAGUCCAUACAAAAGACGACUAAACAAGGGUACCCCGCUCCGAUUUCACACAAGAGCCAACCGUCUUGGUUAAUUUUUAUAAGGUUGAUUUUAUGUAGCAGUAAGAAGCUAUAUUAAGAAGGAAUCAAAAGAGGUCUGGAAGAUAAGAAUCUUGAGAAUUCUGGGAUGUUAACCUCUGGGUCACCGGUACCUAUAUUUAAUUGUGUGACUGUCAACAGAAUAGCAUACCAAUUAUGUAGUUAGUGACAGAAUAUGAAAACAGCGGAGCAGCAAGGACACUGACUUAUUUCUUCAUUAUGUAAUUUUUUUUCUUUGACGACUCUUUGGAAAGGAAAAUACGGAAGUAUUCCAGAGGAAUCUCUUGUGACAUUUAUUUUUUUCAUGCAUAAGUUAUAAGGGAAUCUGAGCAAGCACCUGUCAGUGAUUUUAUUGGAAACAUUUUUCGCAUGAACCAUCAUCUGCGGUUACGGACCGGGGAGAAAUCAACCAAAGGAAUUUUACAAUGGGAGGGACCUAAUAUUCAACCCGACUUUGGAAUUUAAAGGAUCAUCGACAUAACAAAACUUGCGCAGUGGAUUACCAGGCGUUAAUCUCGGAUUUCUAAAGGAUCAGAGUCACUAUUUCAUGUUUGCCUGGAAGCUUGGACUAUUUGAUUCUGUGGCAAGUUUACCAACAACAUUGCCAGAGAUCUGGAUAAAUGUUUACACGAGACUCAAAUCUCUAAAUUCAUACAAACCUAAAUCCCUGGAAUUGAUCCCACGUACAUAAUUCUAAUGUUAGAGCUACGAAGUGGUAGUCGGAUGUUAGUAAUGGACACUUUAGUUCUAGUGAAAAUGUGAAUUAUCCAUCGAUUGUUCAUUUCCGUUUGAUUUUUUUCCGACUUUAAAAACGGCCGAAGAAUGGGGCCGCUAAUUGGUUCGUACCGUGAUGAUGACAAAGACACUGUAAGUUUACCCAGAACUCCACAUUCUAGGCGAACCAAAACAACAGAUGACGGAUUUAUGGCGUUCGACUCGUCCUCCGAAUUCAGCUUCGAUGACGCUCUGACAGACGAGGGGCGUUUAUCUCGAUCUUUACAAUCAUGGAUGCCCGAUUACACCAUUGUACCCAUCGAGCCGAUGGUGAAACCCCCCAAACAACCCGUGUACUCUGGUCGACUUGGAAAGAAACUGUCUUUGAAGCGAAUUCCGAGUGAUGAGUCCAUAACAACUAAAUUGUCCCUGCUUUCAUGUUCAACAAGAGCUGCAUCACCCGAAGAACGUUCGAGCACUGCCACAAAACGACGACGUAAAAGGAAAAACUUAAGCUCUAGGGCUCCGUCUGCUACAGAAAAGGUGGUGUCAAAAUGGGAAGAAUUCGCGAGACAACGUGCUAAAGGUGCUCUGGAUAAAUUUUCGAAAACUCACAAUGCGAUGAGAAUGGACGUUGUUCAACGAUUUGAAGAUGACGAAAGUGAAGCAUUUCGUCUGAUGGAUAAAGACGAAAAGAAAAUGUUGAUUUCAGUAGGUAUAACAAGAAGUCGACUGUUUGCAGGACAACUUAAAAAGACUCCCAGUUUAAGUGAUGUGAGGGAUUCCUUUACUCCUUCACCGCCUAGACAAGUUCGAAGAUCUUUAUCGGCUGGUGCUAAACCUCGAAGUCGUGGCAUUAAUUUGGAGGAAAUAAGACAACAAAGAAUGCGAGAAAAGAUAGCCCUGAUGCAGCAGAGACAACGAUCUCGCGGUGGGAGACGCUCUUUUCUCUCUCACCGUCAGCUUACUCGAACAACACUCACAUCCAGUCAGGGGUCGGUGGCACCCGCCACGCCCUCUCCUCGAUCCGCCUCUCCUGUCAAUCAGGAAGAGAAAGUGUCCGUAUGGAAGGGAGACACACAAAUCUUGGAGAUGGAUUUAAGGCGUGGUUUGACAAAACGUGUUCAGAAAAAGAUCAUGUCAACCACUAUGGCAAUUAAUCUAGUGACGGGUUACGGAGAAUCAAACGAACGGCAGACAAUGAUUGGUAGACACGAGGAAUUCCCUGCAUAUGUGGAGGAGGAUUAUUGUAAUGUACCAAAAAUAGUACAACGGAUUCGCAUUACGCCCGAUCUUAGCCUCGUAAUCAAGGACGAUAUACGUGUUCGAAUGGGUAGACCGCGUUAUCAUGAAAUAAAGAUAAAGGAUUUAGAAAUGUGGAAUAGAGGACAAGUAUUGAACCGAUCACAUAGAAACCUUAAAGUGUUCAACUGGCUUCACAGUCUAAAGGAAAAUGAUUUUGAUAAAGACAUAGAACCGUACAUUGAUGACAGUGUUCCUGCUUCUCCCGAUGACGUAGAUGUUUUACACGUGGAAGCGGCGGACGAGCCCGACAUUAAACCUCUAUAUAUGAAAAAAUUCAAUAUGAAAGGCUCUAAAAAGAAAAGUUUGAAAAAAAUAUGAUUAACAUGAUUUUAUACAUUUAAAUUAUUAUUUUUC